AUGGAAAGACCCAGAUACUCAAGAAAACUCUCAUCAAACUCUGUGCAUCGUAGACGGUCAACUUCAAGAAAGCCGCGACGCAGGCGGUCGUCUUCUUCUAAUUCCAGGGUGCGACCGCUCUCUGCAGAUUUCUCAUUCGCUGACGACCCCCAUCUCGAACCCGAAUUCUAUGAGAGUAAGGCCACACUUGACAAUACUCUUCCUCUUGACUAUUUUAAGCAGGACGUUCUUGCUGUGAUACAAAACCUCCGAAUACCAAAAUGGCGCAAAAUCCCGCUGACGGGCUCUUCUCUUCAAAAUCUCGAGCUACACCGUAUUAGCGGUGCAUUAACAAAUUGUGUCUAUAAGGUGACCUACAAGAACCUCUAUCCGCUUCUUUUAAGACUGUAUGGAGCCAAUGUCGACAACAUCAUUGACAGAAAAAGCGAGCUCUUGACCCUGCAACGGCUCUCGCAAAGGAAUAUAGGCCCCAAGCUCUUGGGCUGUUUCUCGAACGGCAGGUUCGAGGAAUUCUUGAACGAUUCCAUCACCCUCAACAAGGAGCAAAUCAGAGAACCGAAAGUGAGUCGAAUGAUUGCCAGAAGAAUGAAAGAACUGCAUUAUGGCGUUCCCUUGGAACCCGACGAAAAACUUCAGGGGCCAAAAGUAUGGAAUUUAAUCAGCAAAUGGGCCCAUUUGGUGGACGAGAUGGAAACUAGUGCCACACAAGACGACCAGAUAAAGGUGUUCAUGUGCACUUGGGCGCACUUCAAGCAAAUUGUUGCCAGAUACCAAGAGUGGCUUUAUUCCCAGUACGGCGGACAAAUAAAUGUUGAUGAGAAGCUAAAAUUCUGCCACAACGACACUCAGUACGGAAAUCUGCUCUUCUACAAUAAGUAUAACCAGCCAUCGUUCGAUGAGGACGACUCGGACGUGGAAUCUAUGGCGCUCGACGAAUCACUGGCUCAAAAAACGUCGUCCCUGUCACUUUCUACAGAAGACACAACGCUGCCAUUGGUUACCGACUUGGACUAUAAAGAUGACAAAAAGCUUGUCGUCAUUGAUUUCGAGUAUGCUGGGCCGAAUCUGCCUGCAUACGAUAUCACCAAUCAUUUUUCUGAGUGGAUGGCCAACUACCACGCUAUCGAUAGCCACAAGCUCAGAGUUCACAGAUAUCCAACUCGAGAAGAGAGAAUAAACUUUUUGAACACCUACGUUAAUUAUGUUCCUGGAUCUUCAACUCCAAAUCUUGUUCCACAACCCGGUCAAUCCAGGUCUUCUGCCACGCCCACAUUUUUGACUCAGGGGUCGUCUUCAGUGGUGAACCUGAAGGAAAGCGAGCUACCAGCCCGCGUGGUGGAAUUAUACAAUGAGACAAUUAUCUGGAGAGCCGCCAAUUCAAUCUUCUGGGCCUUUUGGGGAGUCAUCACCAAAGGUUCCAUUUCCGGCGAGAAGCCGGUGCAUUUGAAAGAAGUUUACGAGACCGGUCCAAAUGGUGAAGUUUACCGCGUCACCAUUGAGGAAGACAUGGAUUUGGACGAUGAGGCCGCUGUUGAAGAAAUUGGCGACGACAACGACGAUAACUUCGACUAUCUCCACUACUCGCUCGAAAAAGUGGGAAUGGUUAUGGGUGACCUUAUCCAGCUUGGACUGGUUGCCAAGGACGAACUGGACCCAAGAUUCCACUCGCAAAUUAAGUACUUGGAUGCGGAAAUCCUACAUGUUUGA
Ogataea haglerorum is the source of this 1707-nucleotide messenger RNA. RefSeq lists its product as uncharacterized. The record is from RefSeq and is a predicted model, not a curated record. The transcript has a single exon. Gene Ontology annotation, molecular function: ethanolamine kinase activity; choline kinase activity. NCBI's taxonomy places the organism in Eukaryota, Fungi, Ascomycota, Pichiomycetes, Pichiales, Pichiaceae. Gene Ontology annotation, biological process: phosphatidylcholine biosynthetic process; phosphatidylethanolamine biosynthetic process. Gene Ontology annotation, cellular component: cytoplasm. Bases 1 to 1707 code for a protein of 568 amino acids.